AUGGCAAAUGAAAAAGCCACGUGUAUUAAAUUGGUGGCUGAAGUAGAAAAAUAUCCACUCUUAUAUAACUACAAGUUACCGGAAUAUUCGAGGAACGACCUGACGGAAAAAGCGUGGACAGAAAUUAGCAAUGAAACAAAAUUGACUGUUGCUGAAUGCAAGGAAAAAUGGCGCAAUAUCAGGUCCACUUUCAUCAGAAGUACCAAACCACCUCCAAGCGGCUCAAAAACCAAAAAGCCUUAUUAUUUGGCUGAACAUUUAACGUUCAUUUUACCCUACGUUAAACCAGUUAAUAGAAUUCCUAAUCGUGGAAACAUACCACCAAAUCCAGUAGAAAACACGGUGCCAGAUACAGAACCGGCAGAUAAUACCGAGGCAGAACCUGAAGAACAAGUAACAGACGAGGGCCCUACUGAUUCAUCAGAUCAACACCAGUUAUCUGAUUCGCAAGUCCAAUCUACGGCUUCUUCUUCUUCUACACCUAUGCCCCGAGUUCGCCCCAAGGCAACAUCUGCAGCAGCAGUAGACGCUGCAAUGGUUAAGUUUUUAAAAAACAAAAUCGACAAGACUGACGAAAUUUUAUUAAACAAAACCGAAAAACAAAUGAACCAUUACUUCCUCAGUUUACUACCAGAGUUUGCCGAUAUGAAUGCCCAACAAAUCCGAUCUUUCAAAAUUAAAGUAUUACAACUUAUAGAUGACAUUAAGACCGCACCGAUAUCAGGACCUUCAAGAAACUCCACUGGUAGUUCUUCAAUGGACAAUUCUCUAUUUUCUCCAAUAUCAUCAGUUGGUACUCCAGCACCAGCUGCAUCUCCGCCAGUAAUGAACUACCAGUCUAACUCUUUGACAGGCUAUCAAAAUGCAGAUGAAGCCAUGAACUACCAGUCUCACUCUACACAAGGUUAUCAAAAUGCAGAUGAAGCCAUGAACUACCAGUCUCACUCUACGCCAGGUUACCAAAAUGAGGAUGAAGCCAUGAACUACCAGUCUCACUCUACGCCAGGUUACCAAAAUGAGGAUGAAGCUGUUAACUUUUCUGGAUUUUACAUCAGACAGAUGCAGAUGAAAGUGGGUACCCUGCAUAAUCCAAGGGCACGAUACCUCGGAGAAUAUCAAAUAGAAGAGGGAGAUCUACCCAACCUGAAGCCUACCGACAUCCUGAACUUUUUGAAAGCAAUAGGAAUGGAGGAACUGCUCUAA
This is a messenger RNA of Phaedon cochleariae (mustard beetle), 1203 nucleotides long. NCBI's taxonomy places the organism in Eukaryota, Metazoa, Arthropoda, Insecta, Coleoptera, Chrysomelidae. The record is from the annotation of a GenBank genome assembly.